GAUCCAAGAUAUAAGUUUAUGUUGAUCGAAUAUUAUUUUCCUACCAUUUAUGGAAAUGAUCAAUGUGAGAUUGAAAUUGAGAAGGUCCGCAAGCUUUGUUAUGAGCUACUAGAAGAGUACAGUUCUAAGUUUCCUAAUCUUAGAGAAAGAAGUCAGCAAAUGGAUAGUGUAUCAGCAUCUUCUCAAACACAAAUAGAUGAUCUAUCUAACUUUGACACAUAUGUUAGAGUUGCAUAUGGUGUAGAGAAUGUGAAGUCAGAGUUAGAACUCUAUUUGGAAGAGAAAUUGAUACCUAGGACUGAUGAGUUCUUUGAUAUAUGCAAUUAUUGGAAAGUAACAGGACUUAAAUAUCCUGUGUUGAAUAUGAUUGCCAAAGAUAUAUUUUCUGUGCCUAUUAGCACCGUUGCUUCGGAAUCUACAUUCAGUACUGGUGGUAGACAUGUGGGUUCACACCGAGCAAGACUUCAUCCUUCUACAUUAGAAGCAUUGAUAUGCACUCAAAAUUGGUUGGUAAAUGACAAAAAAGAAGCGACUCCACUAGUCACCAUGAAUGAUGAAGAUAAUGAUGUAGAUCCAACUAUGGAGCCAUACAUAGUUGAUCUUGAUGAUUAAGGUAGCAGAUCAAUAAAGAAGAUCUUGAUGACGCAUCAAAAGUGGAGUGCUAUGUUGCAUAUGAUAGUUUUAUUUUACUUUGUUCUCUUGAGAAACUCUCAAAAGUGGAGUACUAUGUUGCAUAUGA
This is a messenger RNA of Humulus lupulus (European hop), 739 nucleotides long. RefSeq names its product zinc finger BED domain-containing protein DAYSLEEPER-like. The transcript has 3 exons. Lineage: Eukaryota; Viridiplantae; Streptophyta; Magnoliopsida; Rosales; Cannabaceae. Gene Ontology annotation, molecular function: protein dimerization activity. The record is from RefSeq and is a predicted model, not a curated record. The coding region runs from base 19 to 612 and encodes 197 amino acids.